Molecule: messenger RNA, 3812 nt
Organism: Myripristis murdjan (pinecone soldierfish)
Lineage: Eukaryota; Metazoa; Chordata; Actinopteri; Holocentriformes; Holocentridae
Gene: ripor2
Product: RHO family interacting cell polarization regulator 2
Exons: 22
Coding region: 310-3441 (1043 amino acids)
Source: RefSeq, a predicted model, not a curated record
UGGAGUGAGUGGUAGUAGGCUGAGCGCUUCACGCCGUGCGGUCGGUACAUCGAGAGUUAUUAUCAGAGCACAGACAUCGGCCGUCGCUCAUCCGGGUGGCGGGUCCAUUAGUCUGGGAUUUAGAGGCUCAUUCUUUUGAUUUGCGCUGCGAGCCGCAGCACAAUCUCGGCGUUACGAGCGAAAAAGGACUUUCUCCCUGUUUUUUUUUUACGCAUGGAUGGAGGGGCGCAGUUAGACGGGCAGAGACGCCACUGAGGAGCCGCUGGUGUGAAGUUUUGCAGAGGAGUGUCGUCCCGUGUCCCAGAGAUCAUGGCGGCAGGCACCCACUCCCCCGGAGGGCCCAAUGGCAUAAUCCGGAGUCAGUCGUUCGCCGGCUUCAGCACGCUACAGGAAAGGCGCUCACGGUGUAACUCAUUCAUGGGGAACUCGGCAGUGCAGAAGAAGACCCAGUCCAAACCCAAGAAGCCUCACCUGUCAGGCCACAAGAGCGGCAGCAGCUCCCGAGAGCCCCAACCCAAAAGACUGGAGGAGGUUUACACUGCGCUCAAACAGGGCCUGGAUGAGUAUCUGGAGGUGCACCAAACGGAGCUGGACAAACUCACCGUUCUGAUGAAGGACAUGAAGAGGAACUCUCGCCUGGGAGUGUUGUACGAUCUUGACAAGCAAAUCAAAACCAUCGAGAGGUACAUGAGGCGUCUGGAGUUCCACAUGAGCAAGGUAGAUGAGCUGUACGAGGCCUUCUGCAUCCAGAGCCGUCUGAGGGAAGGAGCCAGCAGGAUGAAGCAGGCCUUCUCCUCCUCUCCCUCCACUAAAGGCACCAAGGAGAGCAUCGCCGAGGUCAACCGCCGCUACAAGGAGUACACAGAGAACAUGAGCACCUUCGAGAGCGAACUGGAGAACCUGCUCGGGGAGUUCCACAUCAAAAUGAAAGGUCUUGCGGGCUUUGCCAGGCUCUGUCCUGGAGAUCAGUAUGAGAUCUUUAUGCGGUACGGCCGCCAGCGGUGGAAGUUGAAGGGGAAGAUUGAAGUGAACUCCAGACAGAGUUGGGAUGGAGAGGAGAUGGUCUUCAUGCCCCUCAUUACUGACCUUAUUAACAUCAAGGUGACAGAGCUGAAGGGCCUGGCCACUCACAUGCUGGUGGGCAGUGUGAUCUGUGAGACCAAGGAGCUGUUCACCGCCAUGCCUCAGGUGGUGGCUGUGGACGUCAACGACCUGGGCACCAUCAAACUCAACCUGGAGGUCACCUGGUUCCCCUUCGAUGUAGAGGACCUGACCCUGUCCUCUGGCAACGUGAGCAAGGCCGCGGCUCUCCAGAGACGGGUAUCAAUCUACAGUCAGGGCACACCGGAGACCCCCACCUUCCAGGACACCUCCUUCUUCUCCACCUUACCAGAUGAUGUCUUUGAGAAUGGAGGUUGCGGCGUGGCAGAGUGCAAACGUCUGUCCUUCACCUUCUCCGACACGUCCGGCUCCACGCCCAGCCCCAGCCCCGCUCCCAGCUCGCACUCCCCAGGCCAGUCCAACCCUGAGAUCACCGUCACACCCCCAGAAACAGACCCACAAUCACAAAUCCUCCCAACAAGAGAGGAUUCAAUUGCAGAGGAAAAUGUCAUGGAGGAAGAGGAGGAAGAGGAAGAAGAGGAUGGGGAGACGGGAAGUAGAGGAAGCAGGGCCAGUGGCGGCAGCGGCAGCCUCGCCAGCGAUGAAGCUGAAGUGGUGGAAGACUCGGAGUGGGAACGCACAGAAUCCCAACGAAAUUCUGGCUCCCACUGCGGCUCGGCCGCCCCGUCCCUGUGCUCUGACGGCCACCUCUCUGCAGUGGCUCCUGAGGAUGUUUUCCUGGACCACGCUGACGAGCUCAAACCCGUGGAGCUUGACACAGAGGAGGGAGGCAGCCUGACCAGGCAACUAGUGAGGAGGUUGACUUCUUCAGAAAUUGUGCCGCAGAGUGGGAGCUCGGAUGGAGGAGGUGGAAGCUUGAGCUGGGCAGGGGAGGGAAGCCGGGCCUUCUUGGAGAGCAGCCUGGAGGAAGCCAUCCAGAGCCUUCUGCUUAGGCUGGAGUCUCUGACUCAGCGCUGCCGUGAGCUUCAGGACCUGGAGCAGGAAGUGAUGCGCCUGGAGGACCUGCUGAGAUGUCGUCUCCCGGGCCACAGGAGCCGCUCGUCCAGCCUCAGUCUGACGGUGGAGAGCGCCCUGGAGAGCUUCGACUUCCUCAACACCUCCGACUUCGAUGAUGAGGACACUGGAGACGAUAAUGCCAACCUCACCAUCCCUGCACAGAGGUCUCCUCUGUUUGACAUGGACGGAGACAGGAUCGGGGGCCAACAUCCAGAAGCCAGGGGCCACCUGAGUGAAGCCCUGACAGAGGACACAGGGGUGGGCAACAGCGUGGCCGGCAGCCCGCUGCCCCUCACCACCGGAAACGAGAACCUGGACGUGGCCAUCGUCAUCCAUCUGCAAUACUGUAAUCACCUCAUCCAGUUGUUGGGCAGUGGGGUUGGUGUGUGGCAGCGUCGCUGUCUGCUCCACAAACUGUCGGGCCAGACUCAGCUGCUCGAAGAGCUCGGAGAGAUCAGCGUGGACAGACUGGGAGCCAUCACAUCUGCUGCUGAUGUUCUCCCGGGGCUCGCAGAGCGCCCUGGGCUGAUGACUCUGUGGUCAGAGUGUAGCGGAUCAGUGGGACUUUUCCACACCACACUGGACAGAGUGUUCAAACACAUGAAUCAGCGCUACACAGCAACGCUGCAGGAGAGACACCCACACACUGCUGACACAGUAAUUGGUGUCGUAGUAGGCGAGAUGGUGGACCGGAGUGACUUGGCAGCAGCGACGGUGCACUCCCCCUGUCCGCCUGCCCCUGCACUGUCCCAGGACGUCCUCACCGUGUUUCAGUUCCACAGCUACGUCUUGCAACAUGGUGUGCAGGAUAUGGAGACACACCUGCUGCAUCUGGCCAGAGAAGAGGUGUUUGCGGAGGCCCUGUGCAGUGGAGAUUGUACGCGGUGUCUGUCGGAGCUGGAGGAGGUGUCGGUGCCAUCCUUGUGGCCCAGAAGCAGCACCCUGAGGGCCCUGGCCUCCCUGCUCACUGCAGAGGACCUGCAGCUCAGCAAGGCGGCGGCUGACUACCUCUCCUCCGCAGCCUCACACUCCCACUUCAGGACAAAGGCGGUGGAGUGCUACACCCAGGCGCUGUCAGAGGCAGGUGUUCAGAGCCAGAGGGCUGCCUGUUCAGCUCUGAGCUGUCUGCAGGCAGUAGAGAGUAUCAGAGCUGUGGUCGCCCUGUGUGAUUCAGCUGAUGAGGAGCUACGCCACGUAGCCAUAGAAACCCUGCUCACACUCGGAGAGGAGGGUCGGCUGGCGUACGAGCAGCUGGACACGGUCCCGGGGGAAAUAGUCCGUCUGGGCACACGGCGAGGCAACGCCGUCACCACUGCUUUCUGAGCCGCUGUGCCACCCCCGACAUCAGAAAUGAUCACCCUUACCCAUCUAGCGAAGAGAGCACUGUCCUUUCUCCCAGCCUCAGCCCACCCCUCACUCCUCACAGCGCUGUCGAUGAUUGAUCAUCACACUGAUCUACUCAUUGUUACAAGAUGUUGAUCAGUGAUCUCAACCUGUUUGAUCACAGGGGUGCACAGACUGAAUAUCCCCACACUGCUGCCACCACUUUUGAUCACAGCUCUGGUUAAUACUGCCUCCCACACAGAUCUAACACCAAACAACUGUCUUAACCACAAAGACAUACACACCCCACGCCCCCCACGCCACACACACACUCCUCACCUCAAACUUCCACACUCCUUCCUGCACUCCCC